Messenger RNA from Trichomonas vaginalis G3, 1197 nucleotides. Its product is annotated as growth plate cartilage chondrocyte development protein family. Bases 1 to 1197 code for a protein of 398 amino acids. The record is from RefSeq and is a predicted model, not a curated record. NCBI's taxonomy places the organism in Eukaryota, Parabasalia, Trichomonadida, Trichomonadidae. Gene Ontology annotation, molecular function: protein binding. The transcript has a single exon.
AUGGAUCCACGCUGUAUUAGCAGUUACACAGAUAAAGCUCUUAUUUCUUCAGUUGCUUUCUGCACUGAUGAUACCAGCUUUGUUACUGGUGGAAUUGAUAAAUGUAUUAGGCUGCAUCAAGUUGAAAAAUCAACUCGCGAAAUUAAAUAUAAAUGUGAAUCAGCGGUUCGUUGCGUAGCACUAGCACCUAAUGGUAAAUGCAUGUUUGGAGGUGAUGAAAACGGAAAGAUAUGGAUGAAAGCUCUAUCCGUUAGUCAGCAAAAGGAAGACGCAGAUUCAUUCGUCGCCCAUUUCAAAGCUAUCAACUCUAUUGCUUUUUCUCCUGAUGGAACUCGUUAUACAACUGCUUCAAAUGAUGGAACAGCUAAAAUCUUCGAAUAUCCUACCAACAACUUUGUUGCAAGCUUCAAAGGUCAUACUCAUUGGGUAUUAUCAUCCGAAUUUUCACCUGAUUCAAAUGUUAUUGUUACAGCUGGAGAAGAUAAAACAUGCCGCAUUUGGGAUGUUCUUAAUAAAGAAAAGCCACGUGUUUUUGGAAAAUUCCCUGCUUCAGUUACACAUGCUACAUUCCAUCCAAGUGGAACUAUUGUUGGCGUAGCUUUAGCUGAUGGUUCUUUCUUAUUAAUAGAUGUUCGCAAUGAAAAGACCAUUCAAUAUUAUCCUAAGGCUCAUAAUGGUCCUAUUACAGCCUUAAGAUUCCAUCCUUCAGGCUCUUUUGCUUUAACAUCAUCAACAGAUAAGACUCUUUCAAUCUGGGAUUUAAUUGAAGGAUUGAAGUUUUAUACAAUCGAUGGAUUUGCAGAUGAAGUUGUUGAUUGCAAAUGGAGUUCUAAUGGUAGCAAAUUUAUUGCAUGCACAAAAUCAGGCGAAGUUAAGACAUUUUCUACAAACUUCGACAAGUUAAUCAAGACAAUAGAAAACACUACAUCUACAGCUGGCUCAGCAAGUGAUAGUCGUAUUGACGAAGCAACUGGAGUUAUGAAUCCUGAACUAAAGAGAGGACAUCCACCAAAGAAGGAAUCAAAGCCAAAGCAAGAAGACAUGACUCCAGAAGAACGUGAUGCUAAGAUCACAGCAGCUCUCACAAAGAUGUUGAAUCAAGUUGAAAUUCUCACUAAGAGUGCAGCUAUGAUGACUGAGCGUGUUAACAUGCAAGCUAAGACUGUUGAAAGACUUCAGGCUGCUUAUAAUCAGUAA